Molecule: messenger RNA, 1421 nt
Organism: Poecilia latipinna (sailfin molly)
Lineage: Eukaryota; Metazoa; Chordata; Actinopteri; Cyprinodontiformes; Poeciliidae
Product: annexin A1-like
Exons: 12
Coding region: 307-1347 (346 amino acids)
Biological process (GO): phagocytosis; signal transduction; cellular response to glucocorticoid stimulus
Cellular component (GO): vesicle membrane; plasma membrane; nucleus
Molecular function (GO): calcium-dependent phospholipid binding; phosphatidylserine binding; calcium ion binding
Source: RefSeq, a predicted model, not a curated record
UUCGUGGAUUCCAGUCUGUUUUGUUAGCUGUCGGCUUUUAGCCGCUUCCUGAAUCAUUUCUAUGAGUCAUAAUCUGUUUGAGUGAAAGGGGUGAAAAGCUUAAAACUGAACAGGAGCGCCGUUACACCUGUCAGGGAGGUGAUAGGACAGCUGACAGGUGAUUGGCUGAUGCCGUUCAGGUACAACUAACUAGAAAAGGGUGGAGAUGGGCGUGAUCUGAAUUCACUGCAACGCAGCUCUGAUUGUCUGGACGAGCUUUGUGACUCAGUUUUGUCCAUUGAAACGGGUUUUAAAAAUCGAGUUAAAAUGUCUCUUUUCAAGAAGUUCUUCAAAGGUAUCAUCCACAACAGAGACCCAAAAGAUGAAACUGUCAAGGUGAAGGAGGAAGCCAAACCAAAGUUCUACGGGACGGUUCCUCCGUAUCCAAACUUCAAUGCCAGCAGUGAUGCAUCAGUCCUUCAGAGUGCCAUUGAAAGUAAAAAAGUGGAUGUGGAUGUGAUCGUUGCCAUUCUUGUGAAGAGAAACAACGAGCAGAGGCAGAAAAUUAAAGCCGUUUAUGAAUCGUCCUCUGGAAAAAAUCUGGUUAAAUCCCUGAAGUCGGUCCUCAGGUCAGAUGUGGAGGACGUGAUUCUGGCUCUGCUUAUGCCUCCAGCUCACUUCGAUGCCUUCCUGCUCAGGAGAGCCACCAAGGGUGUGGGAACAGACGAGGACGUCCUCGUCGAGGUUCUGGCGACGAGAUCCUACGCAGAAAUUCAAGAAAUAAAGAAAGUCUUCAAACAAGAGUACCAGAAGGAGCUGGAGGAGGUGAUUAAGGAUGAGACCAGCGGUGACUUCACCGCGGCGCUGCUGGCCAUGCUCAACACCAAGCGAGACCAGAACACUGUGGUCGACAUGGAGCUGGCCAGGAAGGACGCCAAGAUUUUGUUUGAAGCAGGCGAAGGCAUCGGCAAAGCAAACGUGUCGACCUUCAUCAACAUCCUGACCACGCGCAGCGGCCCGCAGCUCUCUAAAACGUUCCAGCAAUAUGCUGCCAUCAGCGACCUGACGCUGCCGAAAGCCCUGCAGAUGGAGCUGAAGGGAGACAUCGAGGACUGCCUCAUCGACAUCGUGAAAUGCGCCUGGAACACACCGGCUUUCUUUGCUGAGAAACUCAAUCGGGCCAUGAAGGGUCACGGUACGCGUGAUGAGGCUCUGAUCCGGAUCCUGGUGAGCCGCUCCGAGGUCGACCUGCAGAAGGUCGUGGAGGAAUACCGGGCAAUGUUUGAGAAAACCCUACAUGAAGACGUCAUGAAUGACACCAAAGGACAUUAUCAGAAAGUUCUGCUUGCGUUGUGCGGACCGAACUGAGAACCUGAAUACCUCUGAGGAAGCAAAAAAUCAGUCAAAUUCAUGUUUUAAUAAAGCCACUCCUUCCACUUAUA